GGCAAAUUUCUUCUCCAAAGCUUUCAAAAAAACAAAAGCUGAGUCAUGGUUUUGGUAAGAUAUCGAUCUGCCUCCCUAUCAAAAACACGAGGCCCUAGCUUGUACAUACAACGAACAUGCGAGUCCCGUACCAAAAGCUCCUAAAUCGAGAUGCUGCUACCUCGAUCUACUGAUCUUAAAUGGGGGGGGGGAAAUUUUAUGAGCUCACAGCCCACGCAAUGCAUAAAAUCGAAAAUCACACAAUGCUAUGGAGUCCACUGAAGUGUGCUAGCAACACUGUACUGGAGCUAAUCACAGUACUAACCCUACUGCGCAGAGGUCCACUGAAUACCCCGAAGGGUCCACUAAAUACCCCAAGCUUUAAGCUCAGAAAAGACCAACUUCACUUCCCAUUCCAGAUAGCUUUAUGCAAUGCCUUGAUGCCAAUUCCGAGUUCACCAUUCCUUUCGCCUCUUCAUUUUUCACUCCAAAUAAUGCUUCAUUCACUACCAUCCUCCAAUCCACAGCCCAAAACCUCAGGUACUUAGUGCCUGAGGCUCCAAAACCCCAGUUCAUAUUCACACCUCUGUAUGAAACCCAUGUCCAAGCUGCUGUCAUUUGCUCCAAACAGCUUGGAAUUCCUAUAAGGGUUCGGAGCGGGGGCCAUGACUACGAGGGCAUGUCCUAUGUAGCAGAAAUUGAAUCACCCUUUGUCAUAGUAGACCUCUCAAAGCUCCGAUCCAUUAAUGUUGACAUUAAUGAUAACAGCGCCUGGGUUCAAGCCGGUGCAACAAUUGGGGAACUUUACUACAGAAUUUCCCAGAAAAGCAAGACACAUGGCUUCCCUGCCGGUGUCUGUACAAGCUUAGGCGUUGGUGGGCACAUCACCGGAGGUGCAUACGGUACCAUGAUGAGAAAAUAUGGCCUUGGCGCUGACAAUGUCAUUGAUGCUCGAAUUGUGGAUGUUCACGGAAGAGUUCUUGACAGAGCAACCAUGGGUGAAGAUCUUUUCUGGGCAAUAAGAGGUGGUGGGGGUGGAAGCUUCGGAGUCAUCCUUGCCUGGAAGGUAAAGCUGGUUCUAGUUCCGGAAACGGUGACUGUAUUCACUGUUCCUAAGACCUUGCAACAAGGCGCCACAAAGAUCCUCUACAAAUGGCAGCAAGUUGCUCCUCAGCUAGAUGAAAAUCUCUUCAUCAGAGUCGUCAUCCAAGCUGGAAGUGCAGGGCAGAAAGCACAGAGAACGAUCACAACUUUAUAUAAUGCCCUGUUUCUUGGUAAUUCUCAAAGGCUUCUCCAAGUAAUGCAACAGAGCUUCCCUGAAUUGAAUUUGACAAAGGCAGACUGCACUGAAACCAGCUGGAUCAAAUCGGUGCUUUACAUCGCCGGCUACCCGCCCACCACCCCACCGGAAGUGCUUCUCCAGGGGAAAUCUCUGUUCAAGAACUAUUUCAAAUCCAAAUCUGACUUCGUGAGAGAACCUAUCCCAGAAACCGCCCUGGAGGGACUAUGGGAAAGGUUGUUGGAAGAAGACUCUCCAAUGAUGAUAUGGAACCCCUACGGCGGAACGAUGGGCAAGAUCCCAGAAUCAGAAAUCCCUUUCCCUCACCGGCAGGGAACCCUGUUCAAGAUCCAGUACUUGACCACAUGGCAAGAUGGCGAGAAAAACAUGGCCAAGCAUAUGGACUGGAUCAGGAAACUGUACAACUACAUGACUCCAUAUGUUUCCAUGUUCCCUAGGACAGCAUAUGUGAAUUACAGGGAUCUUGAUCUUGGCAUGAACAAGAAGAACGGAACCAGCUUCAUUGAAGCAAGCUCUUGGGGUGUCAGUUAUUUCAAGAACAACUUCUACAGAUUGGUAAAAAUCAAGACAAAAGUUGACCCAGAUAACUUCUUCCGGCAUGAACAGAGCAUUCCGCCUCUGCCACUCAACAAGAGAAGAGAAGGACAAUUUGUGUAAUAUCUUUAAUUCAGUACAAGCUAGAACAUAGCCGUUUGUUUGUUUUGGCUGAAUACGCGCAAUAAAAAAAAAAAUGUGUGAAAUGUGUGACAAAGUAUGGUGUCAAAAACAGGGGAUGUAAUGGCUUUUUCUUUGGAGUUUAGAUUUUUAUGGGUGAGGUUGCAAUAAUGAUAGCAUUUAAGUUUUCAACUAAUAUCGUGAGAAUUGAGGGAUUUUCAGUGUAGUUUUUGAAUUAUAUGUGACAAAUUUACUUUGAAGUAAAAGGUACCUGUUUGCCCCUUAACUUUUCGAAUUUGAGGGUUUUUACCUUUCAUAUUACAAUACAUGAAUUUUUAUUCUUCAUAUUUUCGAGUUUGAGGAAAUUAGGCAAAAUUUAAUGUCGGAGCGUCACGUGUAGCACGUGCACCGUUGGCCUCCGUCAAGUAUGCACAUAUCAACGCCACCUCAGACUUUUUUAA
This is a messenger RNA of Rubroshorea leprosula, 2394 nucleotides long. Lineage: Eukaryota; Viridiplantae; Streptophyta; Magnoliopsida; Malvales; Dipterocarpaceae. The record is from the annotation of a GenBank genome assembly.